Myotis davidii is the source of this 684-nucleotide messenger RNA. Its product is annotated as calcineurin B homologous protein 3-like. The record is from RefSeq and is a predicted model, not a curated record. NCBI's taxonomy places the organism in Eukaryota, Metazoa, Chordata, Mammalia, Chiroptera, Vespertilionidae. Gene Ontology annotation, molecular function: calcium ion binding.
UGCACCUUCUCGCUUCGUCCUGAGAGCCGCCCUGUGAACGAGAAGCUGCUUUUCCCUCUGUCUUAUAGUUUAAGAACGUACACAAUUGUCUCAUCGGACCAGAUCGAGCAGCUCCGCCGGAGGUUUAAGCAGCUGAGCGGAGACCAGCCCACCAUUCGCAAGGAGCACUUCAACAACGUCCCUGACCUGGAGCUCAACCCGAUCCGAUCCAAAAUCGUCCGUGCCUUCUUCGAUAACCGGAACCUGCUCAAGGGCCCCAGCGGCCUGGCCGACGAGAUCAAUUUUGAGGACUUCCUAACCAUCAUGGCCUACGUCCAGCCCAUCCACGUCACCAUGGAUGAGGAGCAGGUGCAGCUGUGCCAGAAAGAGAAGCUGCGAUUGUUCCACAUGUAUGACUCGGACAGCGACGGCCACAUCACCCUGGAGGAAUAUCGAAAUGUGGUGGAGGAGCUGCUCUCGGGGAACCCGCACAUAGAGAAGGACUCGGCCCGCUCCAUCGCCGACGGGGCCAUGAUGGAGGCGGCCAGCGUCUGCAUGGGGCAGAUGGAGCCUGACCAGGUGUACGAGGGCCUCACCUUCGAAGGCUUCCUGAAGAUCUGGCAGGGGAUCGACAUCGAGACCAAGAUGCACGUCUGCUUCCUUAACAUGGAGACCAUGGCCCUCUGCCACUGAGCGCUCCCUGCG